Colias croceus (clouded yellow) is the source of this 7705-nucleotide messenger RNA. RefSeq names its product protein KIAA0100 (gene hob). NCBI's taxonomy places the organism in Eukaryota, Metazoa, Arthropoda, Insecta, Lepidoptera, Pieridae. The transcript is spliced from 38 exons. Bases 104 to 7060 code for a protein of 2318 amino acids. The record is from RefSeq and is a predicted model, not a curated record.
GCGAGCAAGUAGUUGUGAAUUUGAUCCGAAAAUAUAUUGAAAAAUAAAUGUAUUUACUAUCAGAAGAAAUAAAUCAAUAAUAGAAAUGCCAUAAAACAUUACAAUGAAUCCUAUUCUUGUACUGUUCCUCACAUUUAUUCUUAUUUACUCUUGUGUAUCGUGGUUAUUGCCUACAUUAUUAUCAUGGCUAUUCAAAAGAAAAUACCACAUCAAAUUGAAAAUUGGGAGGAUAGCUGUCCUGAAACUCAUAUUACGGGAUGUCAGUCUAUCGAAAGAUGGCUAUUCUAUUCACAUAGAUGAAGUAUCCUUUCGAAGCAGCUGCUUCAAUUCAGAAAUAAAUAAGCUGGUGUCAGUUGUGAUAAAGUCCCUCAAGGUGACAAACAAUGCAGAAGAGAAAAGAAAUGCUGUCGUUGAGACAAUCCUUAAGCCACUGCUGUCGAAACAGAACUCAAGUUCUAAAGAAGCAAUGGUAGAUGAUAGCAGCAAUAUUCAGGCUCUAGAGAAGGAACUAUGUAGCUUGAAACAACAUAAAAUGCUGGAUUUUAGGGAUAAGAAACUGCCACCAAGUUUGAUUAUGUUUGCUCAGUUCAUGGGUGUGCACAUAUUCAAUGCAUCGAUAACGUUACACAGUGCGACAGACAACGGCUGGUAUGUCUAUGCGAAAGCUUCAGAAGUCCAUGCUGAUGGUGCUGCGGGGGGUCCAGCGAGAGCUCUGGUGUUCUCCGCUAAUGUUGUAGAGGCGGAGGCUAAGGUUAUGGCCGGUGGUAGCACUCUAGUGGAUGCCGCGUGUUGUGUGCUGGUCGAAGGAACUGUGAAGGCUGAUGGGCCUUUGAAUGUUGAGAAAAUCCACACAGUAGUAAGUAACCCAUCAGUGGUGCUGCAAGAUGAUUUGUAUAUAUUUCUACAAAAGAACAAGAGAAGGAAACCUGCGACAACACCAGUGUCUAGUGAAGAUCACCUCGUCUCUCUCAUACCUAGACUCUCUCCUGUUAUACCAAAGAUAUUUAGUUUGAAAAUUGGACCCGCGUCAGUUGCGUGCGUCUAUAAUAUCACCAACACGCGUUUUGAAGUGUCGCUACAGAGUUUACAAGUGAACUCGAGAUUCAGUGCAGCAUCAGUAGUAGUGAGUGCGAUCGGUGCAGAAGUACUCAGUCUACCGCAAGUAUAUGUGGCGUAUCAAAUGGACGGCUUCCAAGUCACCGCGAGAGAUGACACGCUGCUCUAUCUGAAUAAAUUGAAAUUGGACGCUAAGUUGGAAAAAGGUGUUCUAAACCUAUACCUCAUAAUCAGCACGCUAAACGUGACAUACGAACACAGAAACGUAUUUAUGUGGUAUUCCACAAUACUACAAAGGAUCAAGAGCUCACGAUCCAUGCAAAUUCCCGAACCUAAGCAGAAAUCUUGGGAUGCGGAAGCGUGGUGGUCGCGCAUGUCACGUAGUUGUGCACUACAAGGUUGCGCGGAACUGCGUGCUGUGCUCAUACGCACUAGCCGGGUGCGCGGGGCCCCGGGGUCCGGGACCCGCGGGGAGCCGGUCCUCACGGGGCCCGCGGGGGAGGGGUUUACCGUGGGCUGCAGCGGGCUGAAGGUCAAGUUCGAUCAGCUGCUGGAUACUACUGAGGAGACAUACAAGUCAACUGGUCGUCAAUGGAGUGCGGAACUGCUGAUAGACGGCGGGUGGGCGGGCACGGGGCGGGGCCUGCGCGGCGCGGGGCGGAGCGAGGCGAGCGCGGCGCGGGGCGAGGCGGGCGCGGCGCGGGGCGAGGCGGGCGCGGCGCGGGGCGAGGCGGGCGCGGCGCGGGGCGAGGCGGGCGCGGCGCGGGGCGAGGCGGGCGCGGCGCGGGGCGAGGCGAGCGCGGCGCGGGGCGAGGCGGGCGCGGCGCGGGGCGAGGCGGGCGCGGCGCGGGGCGAGGCGAGCGCGGCGCGGGGCGAGGCGGGCGCGGCGCGGGGCGAGGCGGGCGCGGCGCGGGGCGAGGCGGGCGCGGCGCGGGGCGAGGCGAGCGCGGCGCGGGGCGAGGCGGGCGCGAGGCGCGCGCACACGUGGGGCGGAGCGCUGCUCGCGGUGGCUCUUGUCAAGUGGGGGGCGCAUGCGCCGGCGCACUCUAAGAUAGAGGCAAUGAUGGACUGUCUCCGUUUAGAAUGGAGUCCGGCUCUUGCAGAGACAGUUCUAUCUCUCAUAGAUAAUAUCAAUCAGUUUAAAGGCCCCGCUAAGAAAGUUCCUACUGUAGACACCACAGAGACCACUCACAAUGUGUCCGUGAACGUGGCUCUGUCGCACAUUAAUCUGUUUCUUAUAGUUAGCGAUAACAUUUGCCUCAUGACCAGGAUAGAUGCUAUUACGUUGGAGAAAUCUAAAAGUAAAUCAGGUGCUGUUAUAUCCGGGAUGAAAAUGGUCGAAAUUGUUCCAUACCAAGGAAAUGUACCCUGUCAUAGAUCUGAUGAAAUACUCUCAUCUUUUUUCUACGUGAAAUUAGCAAGAAUUGAGCGUAUUUCAUCGAAAGAAAGAAAUUCCGUUUUGUUAGACUUCCAAUUUUUGGAAAACGUUGAAUUCGAAUGGAGUCCUAACUUGUAUCUUAAGAUAUUGACAUUUAUAAGAGCAUUUAGAGGCUUUACACGAGAUUUGAAAGAAAGAAGAGAAGUAGACCGUACAGCAUCUUCAACGAAGAAAGAGAAGGCGACAGAUUGGCGAGUUUCCUUUAAGACUGAAACUAAUUUGGGACUUGCACUAUCGAAAGAAAAUAGUAUGGUGUUUUCUACUGAUGACAUGACAAUAGCAUACGACCACGAGAUAGGUCUGUCGAUAGUUUGGAGUCAACUGAAGAUGAUAUUGAAUGGAGAUGAGAUCAUCACUGUAGAGGGAUACUCUAUGGAGCGAGUGUCUGAUGACCCGGAUAUCAGAAUUGAGAGGAAAGCUAAUGAGGGAUUCAAACUUAUGUGGAAUAAAGUUUGGGCAGUGAACAUAGACUCGAUCCGCGUGAUCUUCCCGUACAAGCAUCGGUUCGCGGAGGCGGUGCAGGGCGACUUUGUAUCGCUGUUCAAGUGGAUCAAGCACGUGCACGGGAUUAAGAAGAAGCCCUUCACCCAGGAUAGCCCUUUGCCUAGCGAUCUGCACAUAAAGAUCGAAGAGAUUUUGAUUGAAAUGAGCGAUGAUCCGUUUGAAGUUAAACUGCGAGACAAUUAUGAACUUCUCGAAGAUGAGUACAAGGAGAGUCAAAAGCGGCGAACUAUGCUAGAUGCUAAGGUGCAAGAGCUGUGCAAGCCGCACCUGUUCCUGCCGGCGGGCAAGGUGGAGGAGCUGUACGCGGCGCUGCGGCAGAAGGACGCGCAGAUCUACGUGCAGCGGUGCCGCGCCGCGCCGCCGCCGCGCCGCCGCCUCGUGGCCUGCUGCCUCGCGCGCCUCGCGCUGCUGGCGCUGGCCGACCCCGCGCUGCACGGCGCGCCCAACGCCGCGCGCCGCCUGCGCGAUAUCGACUGCGACAGUCCAUGGCCAGAAGAAGGCAUAGAAUUCACAACAUUAUGGUGCCGCAUGAUAAACGUCUCAGUGGCGUCGUGGCAACUGCGCCUGCGCGAUUUUCCGCAGCCGCUACUUAGCAUGAGCGAGAUGAGGCUAUGGGGCACUAUGCUUGCUGCGGAAGAACAGGCUCCACCCAGAGCGGUCCGCACGGUGGUUAUAGACCAGGGUGAGCCAUGGGGCAAGUUCGAGCUAGAGCGCAGCAUGAUGCCGCUCAAGUGGUACUACGACCUGUGCUGUGAGAUGACGGAGUACAGCUACGCGUUUGGACCCUGCUGGGAGCCGGUCAUCGCGCAUUGUAAUUUGGCGUUUGACCAAGUAUCACGCCCAUCACUGGACCCAUCGGCUCCCCUGACUUGGUGGGACAAGGUUCGAUUACUGUUCCACGGCCGACUCACGCUUAAUUGCGCUAAAUUCACGUGUCUGCUGCACGUUUCAUUGGACCCCUACAAUACGACUGAGGAGAUGGAGGUGACUUGGACCGAUUUGGUGUUGGACUGGACCAAUGGUAAGCUAGGCUUUCUCGGCGAGCUGAAAGUGUUUGUCCGCACGGCCAGCAAGUACGACGACUGCCGCGUGCUGCGCGUGCCCGCGCUGCGGCUCAGCAUCAAGCUGGGCUGGCAGGCUGUGGCCGACCCGCGCGACCACCACGCAGUCGCGCCCUGUGCGCCCACGCGACUGCCGGAGUACUCCAGCAAUCAGGAGCACGAUUCGUACAGAGCGUUUCGCUCGCAAGGUGUCGAUCUGCAUUUGAGUAUGGAUACCAAACCUAUUGAAGGAGAUGGCCCUGUUUUACUGUUAUAUGGCAGUACUCUCAGAUGGUUCGAAAGUUUGAAACUAAUAUUAUCGGGCACAACGCGGCCCACACGACGCGGACGCAUGUUCAACAACUUAAAACCGCGAAAGCCUCAACUGUCAAGGCAUUAUAGGAAUGUUGCUGUCUCGCUUACAUUACACAACCUGCAGGUGUUCUACUGGUCGUCCUCCUCCAUGCAGCGCGGUAUAGAGAUGCUGGGCGUGCGUGUGACAUGCGGCUCCCGUCACCGCCUGUCCCUUGUGCCCGGGUCAGAUGCGUUGAUACGUCGUGCACGCGCAGUGUGGGCGACGUUGUAUAUGAAUUGCGACCUUAACGACGUGGAGAUAUGGCUCAAAACGCCCGCGCAACAGCCGCAUGAGGAGAAAGAUGGGGAGGAGAAUCCAUCCCUCCUCUGUCCCCCCGCAAUGGAAAAAUGCUAUUGCCUAUCCGUACGCCGCGUGUCCUACGGGCGGGAAGCCAGCGGGGCGGGGGUUGCGGGGGUGACGGGGGGCUCGGGCCCGGCAGCGAGCCCUGCGCCUGCGCACCGUCUAGCUGUGCACGACCUGAGGGGGGCUUGGACCAAGUUGAACAGGGAUCUGGCGUUCGCGCUCAUUGAUACGUAUAUUAAAACGCAGCAACUUAAGAAAAACUUAUCAACAAAAGCCUUAAAAGAAGAAGAGAAGCCGGCGACUUCUCCCAAACAGCAACGAGACACAGAUGUAGUGUCACCGCCACCCGCUUCUUCACAAGGUGGCGGGGCGAGCGGCGGCGCGUGCGCGGAGGGCAUGCUGGCCGCGCUGGUGGCGGAGGCGGGCGAGGCGGGCGGCGAGGCGCCCGUCGUGUUCAGCGACGAGCUGGCCGGCGCGGAGGGCGACGCGCCGCCCGCGCACCCGCCGCACCUCAGGCACGUGCUCGAUGAUGAGAACGCGCACACGGCGUGCUUGAUCGAGCUGGUGAACUCGCAAGUGGUGCUGAAGGGGUGCGAGACGCGCGGCUACGUGAUCCUGUGCGCGGCGCGUGCGGAGGUGCGGCAGCGCGUGCGGCGCGCGCCCGCCGCCACCGCCUGGAGCGGCGCGCUCUCCGCCAUGCAGUACUACGCGACCGUCAGCGCGGCCGACCGGGACCAGCUCGACGAGAACAUCCAGUGGGUAUCAGUGGAAGAGAUCGAGGAGCGAUGGUCGGGCGCAGCUAUCAGCACGCUACCAGAUGUGCCCCGCCUAGUGGGCAGCGGGCACUCCGCUGGUGGUGUGAUUGGACGGACUGUCGGACCUAGCGCGGAUACCGGCCUGGCGCAGCUCCAACGCAUAGUGUCGCGGUGCGCGUGCGAGUUCUACUACGUGUCGCAGGAGGAGAGCGAGGCGGGCGGCGGCGCGGGCGCGGGCUGGGCCUCCGCCCCGGAGCCCUACGACUCGUUCACGCUGAUGCACCACGAUCUGGAUGUCUGCACUAAUUCGCUGCAGUACGCGAUGCUACUGGACGUGGUGAACAACGUGGUGCUGCACGUGGAGCCGGAGCGGCGGCGCGCGCUCGAGCGGCGCGCGCGCAUGCGCUUCCAGCUGCAGCUGCACCGCGACACCGACCCAAGACACCUCAUACACAAGUUGCAGACACAGGUUAGAGAGACGCUAGCAAGACUGCGUCGCCUGGAGAAGGAGUACUAUCUCAAGAACAGGUCUAUAACCGGGAACGAUCCCGUGGCCCUAGCCGAGUUGAAGAGUUUGGAUGAUCAGGUGAACGAAUGCAAAGAGUCCGCUUGGUCUCUCGGCGAGGAACUAGACGCAAUGGUGCGUGCGUGGCGCGAGGCCGGCAGCGCAGCCCGGGCCCCCGCCCCUCGGGCUCCGCACGCGCCCCCGCAUCGAUACAACGAGAUAUGCUUCAAGUCGGCCCGCUGGAGGCUCACUGAUGCGGACGGCCAGUUGGGCAUCGCGGAUCUUUUGUUGACUAACUUCUUAUACACGAAAACAUCUCGUUCAGACGACUCAGUAGAGCAUCAGUUGGAGCUGGGCUAUGUGCGCGUCACCAAUCUAUUGCCUAAUGAACCUUUUCCGGAGGUGCUAGUCCCGCAAGCGGCGUCCGGCCGAGCGCCGCUAGCUCGCCGCGCGGCGUUGCGCGUGUUCUGCCGCGACCGACCUCCCGUGGGGGGUAUCUCGGUGAAAGAGCAUUUUGAAGUGAACAUUGUGCCUAUACGGAUUGGCAUGACAAAGAAAUUCUUCAACACGAUGCUAAAGUUCUGUUUCCCGGAGCGAGACCCUGAAGCGAUGGAUGAAGGUGACGAUGAAGACAAAAACGCGGCAAAGAAACGCAAGAAGAACAAGGACUCCAACUCUAACUUCUACGUGAAGAGGGAUAAGAGGGAUAAAGAUGACGUCGAGAAAAUGAAGGAGCGAGCGGAAAAGAACAAGUUGUUCAUAUACAUAAAGAUCCCGGAAGUGCCUGUGCGUGUCUCGUACAAGGGCAGCAAGGAGAAGAACCUGGAGGACGUGCGCGACCUGCCGCUCGUGCUGCCCACGCUCGAGUACCACAACGUGACCUGGACCUGGCUGGAUCUGCUGCUGGCCACCAAGAACGAUACCAGGCGGGUUUUGGUGUCCCAAGCGAUCAGACAGAAGCUACAACUGCACAGGCGAGCGCCGGCCGCGCUCGAGCCGCUUGAAGAAGAUAAGGCUCGCCUUCUGCUUGGCGACCGCACUGUGGCAGAGAACAAGCCCCAAAAGAAGAGCACGCCCAGCGUAUUCAAAUUUUCCAAAUCAUAGCAUAAGAACAAAAAGUGACAUGACUCAUUGCCGUAAGAGUCGUGUCACUUUUAAUUUAUAUACUAUUUAUAAAUUAUAAGUAAAAAGGUGUAGAUAGGUUUUGCUUAGGCACAUUUUGCUUCAGUUGUCUGUUUUUUGAUCACAAUAGGUGAAUCAUGCCAUCUCACUUUGACGUUAAAUCGUGUGUGCAUUAAUGUACUAUUUUGGCAGAGCGAAUGUUGUGUUGGUAAUCUAUCUACACCUUUUUAAUUAUGUGUAUCAUUGCUAUUUAAUAUUUAUAAAUGACACUCCAAAAUUAUGGGUUGCCAUCUUUCUAUACCAUAUGCAAAAUGUUUCUUGGAUAAGGAAUGGUGGGUGGAAAAUGUUUCUUCGAUAAGAGGAAGGGGAAGGGGAAUUGGAUAAGUAGUUUUGGGGUUUGUUACAUAGAUAUAAAGCAAGAUAAAGUGUUGAAAAUUUGUGAAUGUUCCUUAAUGUUUAAAGUAAAUGUGUAUGAUAAACACUGCUUAAAAUAAGGAUAGUUUCUGCUUAUACAGACUAAUAUUAAAUUAUUUUGGAGUUUAAUCAAUAAUAAACCCAAAAAAUAUAUAAUUUAUUUGUGUAUAUCGAUUUUCUAUCCCCCAGUUAGAAUACAUUAUAUUCAUUUUU